Ruditapes philippinarum (Manila clam) is the source of this 8446-nucleotide messenger RNA. Its product is annotated as TAR DNA-binding protein 43-like. Gene Ontology annotation, biological process: regulation of gene expression. Gene Ontology annotation, cellular component: nucleoplasm. Bases 134 to 1495 code for a protein of 453 amino acids. Gene Ontology annotation, molecular function: RNA binding. NCBI's taxonomy places the organism in Eukaryota, Metazoa, Mollusca, Bivalvia, Venerida, Veneridae. The transcript is spliced from 4 exons. The record is from RefSeq and is a predicted model, not a curated record.
CCAAAAGAUGGCGUUGUAAUCGCUAAAUUUGUCAACAGACGACGCCAUUUUGAAGGCCGCGAAUUUCGGGGAGAGGGCAUUUUGCCCGAUAUUUCGUUUGUUUUGAGUGGACUUGAUUGUUUUAAAUGUGUGAAUGAUGAGCAAGUACAUUCAAGUUGCCGAAGAUGAGAACGAGGAGUCGAUGGAAGUCCCACUUGAAGAGGACGGGACGCUCCUGCUGUCCACUCUGAACGCGCAGUUUCCUGGGUCUUGUGGACUAAAGUAUCGUAACCCAGAAUCUGGUGCAAUGCGUGGAAUUCGGCUCUCAGAUGGGCGAUUGUACCCUCCGGAUAAUGAAUGGUCGAAUAGAAUGUAUGUUGCAGUAUUUCCAAAAGAGGGCAACAAGAAAAAAGAGGAUCUUGCAGAACUUUCAUCAGCAGCUGCUCUAAGAAUAAAGCGGGACAGAUCUAUUAAAUGUAGUGACCUCAUUGUCCUAGGACUUCCAUGGAAAAGUGUGGAAGAUGACCUCAAGAAGUACUUUUCCCAGUUUGGUGAACUCCUUAUGGUUCAGGUAAAGAAAGACCCCAAAACUUCCCAUUCAAAAGGGUUUGGAUUUAUACGGUUUGCGGACUAUGAUGCCCAGGUAAAAUGUAUGGCCCAACGUCAUCAUAUAGACGGUAGAUGGUGCGAUGUCCGGAUUCCGAACUCCAAAGUGGAAGCUAAAGACAACCUAGUGAAUAGAAAAGUCUUUGUUGGCAGAUGUACAGAAGAGAUGACUGCCGAAGAUCUCAGGUCCUACUUCAACAAGUUUGGUGAAGUUGUGGACGUUUUCAUUCCUAGACCUUUCCGAGCAUUUGCCUUUGUCACAUUUUCUGAUCCAGAAAUUGCACAAGCACUUUGUGGGGAAGAUCAUAUCAUCAAAGGUGCCAGUGUACAUAUAAGUAACGCUGCACCAAAAACAUAUGAUAAACAGCAAAUGGACACUCGUAAAGGUAGCCUUAAUCAGCAAGCAUACAGUCAGGGUGGUUAUACGCACACCCCUUGGAGUCAGGGUGGAGGGCGUGGCGCAGCACAACCUCACAUACAAGGACAGGUUCCACCAGGUGUGCCAAACAACAUGGGAAUGAGCCUUGGAGCUUUUCAACUCAACCCCGCAAUGAUUGCCGCAGCCCAAGCCAUGCUUAGCGGCCAAGGUGGUUGGGGCCCAGUUGGUAUGGUUAAUCAGCCAGGUGGGCCCACGCCCGUUAGUGGAGGUACACCUCUCCCACCACCAGUCCCCACGGCCGUAGAGGCUCAAACUGCCCAGCCAACCCAACAGCCACAGCCUCCUCAGUCAUUUGGGAGUAUAGGGAGCAAUCAGGUUAGCACAGGCACAGUCGUCUCUGCGGGGAAUAAUAGCUUUUUAGGCUGGGGAGGUAACCAAGGUCAAGAGGUUCCACCACACCAGAGUACAAGUCCCGGUGUCGGAGGGUGGGGUGCGGCCCCUCCAAAACAAGGUGGGGGUGCGUGGAGUUAAAUAUGGACUUUUGUGUUGGUAAUGUAUUUAUUGUUUAAAUGAGUAGGUGGUUGAAGAGUGGUUAAAGAAAUUAUAUUAUCUAUUAAAACUGAUUUAAAUAUUUUAUCUAUAAUCUAUCCCCCUUUUGGAAAGAUAACCUUUUUCCUCACUAAGUGUUGUUUUUUUUCUCUAUAUUUCACAUUUUAAUUUGAGAAAGAUAAAGUAUGAUGUACCACAGUUGUUUUUUGUGCAGAUUUUUUUUUUCUAAUUUGUUUAUAUUUUUUUCUUUGUUGAAAUUACUUUGAAAAACGUUGGUGUUUUUUUUUUCAUGGAAAAUGGUGGUUUGUAUAUUUGGUAUUAAGUGGCUGUUACAUAUUUAUAAAUAAAUUAUAUGCUGGUAAAGCCAUGUGAAACUACCUCUGAAAAAUGAUGUUUAUGCUGUUAAUGCCCAUGAGUAAAAGGUUAAGACUUCAAAAGCCAAAAAUUGUGUCUGCAGUAGUACUUGAGCAUGAAUACAUUUGGUCAUUUUUGGGUUUUUUGUAUAUUUUUUUACUAAACCUGUUAUUUUGCUGAAAUAUUCAUCUUGUUUUUGUUGAGCUGAGGUAUGUGUAGCUGUCAUUUCUUCAGAUUUUGAGGGGGGAAAGGGUGUUCUUGAUUAACCAGAGUUUUAAAGACAGGUUUUGAUAUUUAUUAAGGUUUAUAAAUGUGUUAGUUUGUGUAGGAAUGGAUUGUGAAAAAUAAUGCAGGAACUUUGAAUUUUUUAAGUGAUUUAGAAAAAAAAUGUAUUCAAAAGUGGGAAAAACACCCUGAUUCUUAAGGAAAAGUUGAUGCAUUAGGAACUGUAUCUUGAAAAUUGAGUUGUUUCCCUUGGUUUGGUAAUCUUACCUUUCUGAACAGAUUUUAAUGUGGACAAUUCUUGUACAGAAUAUUUUUGUUUUUUUUAUCAAGUUUUUAAACCAGAUGUUACUUAUUAUAAAUAUCAACUUAAAUAAUUACUCAUUUAAUAAGAGCUUUGGCUCAUGGUUAAUUUAAUAUUAGAUUUCUCUCAUGGUUAAAAUAUACAAUAUACAUGCAAAUGUUUGUGGUAUAUCACUCUCUUUAAAAUGGAGUUUCACAGGUUAUUUUCUCACCACAACAAUACAUGUAAGAAACGGUAUGUCAAACACAAAGGUAAUGUUUAAUGUCUUCUUAUACAUUGAACAUCUGGUUUUUGUCCUCUAGGACAAUUAUUUUCAAAACUUGCUGAUUGGUUUUCUUCCAACAAAGUUCUUUAGCAAUUAUAAGUUUUUUUCCUUUGAAGUAAAUGCUACUGAAAAGAUUUUAUAUAUAGUGUUUAGGGGAUAAAGUGGCAGAAAACAUAGCUUUGAUGUCACUUAAAAGUCUUUGAUGUUUGCUGAGUUAGGAUAACAUUUUUUAUUUAUUUGAAGAAAGAAAAAAAAGCAAAGCACACUGAUAAAUGGUACCAUUAUUGAAUGACUGGAGCAAAUUUGCAAAAGUGUUGGGCAUAGCUUAUAUUCCUUUCAAAAAGGAUAGAAUGUAUUGGGUAAAGUAUACAUGAAGAGGACUUGUAAUCAUAAAAAAACCUGGAGCUGUUUCUUCGAAAGAGGCCAUCUUGUAACCAAAAAUUUAAAAAUAAUUUAUAUUUAUAAGUCUAGAAUUUUAUAGUUAUACAUUAUAACAUUAUGUAUCACUUACAAGCCAGGCUAGUGUACAUAAAUGUUCAAGCUGACUGAUGUCAUUCUGAUUGAAAGUAACUCCUUAUUACAAAAGUGGAUUGUUUCUUAUCCAAAGCUGAGCCAAGUCAUUAUAUGCAAAUAUUAACAGAUUAAGGGUCAAAGUUUACAAGGCGGCCUCUUUCGCUUUGGCGGCUCACAAGUGUGUUGUUACUGCUGCAAAUGGGUUGGUCACCAUGGUGUCAUUGUAUAGGACCUCACUCAUUGGAAAAAUGAUAUGUCAUGUGUAUUGAUUAAAACAGGGAUGUUCAUGCGGGGGAAAAAAUGAAGAUUUUUGAAAAUGAAUUUGUUUGUUUGUUUGUUUGACAGAGAAUAUUGUUACCAGUAUUUUUGAGUUUUAAGAGAGAAUAUUAUAUAUAUUUUAUUUUUUUUAUGUUCUGAUUUUGUUUUGGUAUUUAGACCCACUUAAACCAUGUUUACAAGUAAAAAGAUGGAUAGAUUACUGCCAGUAUUGAGUGAUGUAGUUGAAACCAAAUCAUGUAGAGUAUAUAAUUCAUACACUGAAGAAGGAAGUACCGGUAAUUAAUGCUAGUUGGCAUAAAUCAUGAGUGAAUGUUAAAAAGUUGAUUUGUUAUUAUCAUUUUAAAACCCCAGUUGCCAUAAUGUCUUGAAGAGCAAAUGUUGGGUCACAGAGGCUAAAUGGUAGGUGUGUUGUUAAAAAAAGGGGGUUUUUAUAUUUUAUAAUUUGUAUCAAAUUUGUAUGAAAUUUAAGAUUUAAUCGUCUGAUUUUUGUUGACAUUAAAUGGCAUGUGAAGAUUUUGGCUGUUUAUCAUAUGUAUAAUAAAAUCAUGUAUACAUACUUGUAUAGAAUUUUUGGUAACUUAUAGAUUUUAAAUGAAAUCAAUGUGGUGUAUUAUAUAAUGUGUUUAUGUAUGUAAUUGUUAGGGUUUUUUCUGUUAGUUUUUACCUUGAAAUAGUGUAUUUUUUCUUCUUACUUUUCGCUUUAACACUUUUUAGAACAUAUACAGAUGAUAUGAUAGGAAGUUUUAUUGUAGAUUGUUAAGCUUUCUCGGCUAAAUUUACAUCUUAAAUUUAAACAUAUUUUUACAAGUUUAGAGUUUUUAUCUCGGCAAAUUGGCAAAAUCUUUGCCUUUUAACAAAACCACCAUCGUAAUGAUUAUAUGUUAAUUAAAAAAGAAAUGAUUGUAAAAAUUUGCUUACAGAUGUACAGACCUAGUUUGUAACGGUUUAAGACUCAUUAAGAAAUUUGUGAAUUGAGGUCAGGACAAAACCCCACUUUAUGUCUAAUGGGUAGAGCUGUCAUCGAUAGGGACAAUAUUGAUAUUUUUUCUGCUGAUCAAAAAUCGAUACACAUUUGAAGAAAUCGAUAAUUUUGAUUAUUAGGUUAAGUAUUUAUAUGUUGGUAAAUUAUGAAAAUGUAUCCAAAACAUAUAUAAAAUUAGGUGGCCAUCUCUAACACGAAGCUGUUGUUACAUAAUGGACACAUUUCAUAGCAGUGAUGAAAAAAAAAAAUGGUCAGGAAAAAUCAUGCAAAGUACAUUUAUAAACUGGACACAACAUAUUUGUAUGAAUUUUACUAAAAUCAUUUAAACAGGAAUGAAAGUGAAUUAUAUACAAGAAAUUUAAGGUAUUUAUUGAUACAUCGGUGUGUCGCUAAUUUUUGAUAUUGAUACCAAUGUAUCACCAAUAUGCUUUGCACUUAUUCAAUGACAGCUCUACUGACGGGCUGUUUAAUAAGUGGGAUUUUGUCCUAAACCACCUUAACUUGUAACAUUCUGGACAUAGGCAGUGAUUAUUGUCACCCUGGGUAUGACCUAUUUAAAUGAUUUGAUAAAUGUUACUUUCCUUCCCACCCCCCAUACUGUACUUCCAUACAUGUUAUUUGGUAAUAAAGAAGUUGUACAUAUUUAUGAGUAGGCUGUCUGUUCUGUAUGUAUAUAACCCACAUAGUGUAUUUUGUUUAAUAGUUACAAUAUUUUUUAACGGUAUAUUUUAGAUUUGGUUUUUAUGAGAGUAGAUAAUGUGCGACAAUGUUAAAGAUUUUCGUUUUUUUUAUCAGAUAUCUAGCAUUCCUUUCUUAUUUACACAUGUUCUGUCCUUCUUUUCUGCUUUCUUAGCUUAUUUUUCUAACUGUAAGAAACAGGUGUUAUACACUUUCAUGCACAAUAUGAAAUUUUCCCCUUAUAAGUUAUUGACGCAAGUUACAUUUAUGCAAUGCAGCAUUUUAGUUUACUUAAUACCGGUAAACCACUAUGGAAGGUGACAGCUCGCACUUGAGAUAAAUUCCACAAUUCAGUGUGGCACCCGAGAUCUUUCAUCCAAUAGUAAAGCUGGUAAAAAACACCAUUGUGACAUCUAGAAAUGAAAGGGAAAACAAAAUUUUAAAAUAUUAAUUAUUGAAUUUUCCUUUCUGUUGUCCACAAAAACAGUCAAAAGACUAAAGUAGAUACAUUCUGUAAACACUGAAAAAUAUAAUGCAAUGGAAGAAUGAUUGGUUUGUAAAAAAAAAUAUUUUGUUUUAAGAGCUUUAUUAGUAUAUUCUGUUAUUUUUUGGCUUGAAUGGCAACCUUAGUUUUCACUAAUUGUUUGAAACAAUUUUUGUCAACUUUCAGCCAUUAGUUUUAGUGCUUGUGUUGUUUCUAAAUGGAAAAUUUUAUUCAUUGAUGAAAUUUUGAAACAUCCAAAAAAUUCUAAAUCUGCAGUGAAAAUGUUAGAGUCAUUAGAUAAUGGCAGCUUUUUCAUUUAUUUUAACUUUUUUUUUGUAAAUAAUUGAAACUUGUACAGUCUUAACCUAUAUGUUAAUGUAUCAUUCAAAUGUUUAUCACUGUUUUUAACCUAUUUUUUAAAAGGGAAAAGUGUGUUUGUUGGAAAACUUUGGCCUUUUUUAGCAUCAGGAUUUUAAACAUGAGCUGUUUUAAAUAGAACUUCAAUUUGUAAAAAAUAUUUUUGUUUUUGUUUUAUAAAAUUCUGUGUUUGAAUGCUUUUUCUAAGUUACAUCAGCAUUAUUUUGUCAAAAUAAGCUUUCUUCUUGCGACCUGGCUAAAGAUCUAUAUAUAAAGGGGAAAAAAUCCAAGUUGGACUCGCACUUGUUAACUAUAUUGCGCUAUUAUUCUAGUUUUAUCCUAUAUUUUAUCCACAUUAUUUGCUUGUUUUGGCUUCUUUUUUUAUUAGGCUUACGUUGCUAUUAUUAACACUUUAUUUGAUUAGAUUCCUGUUUUUGUAACUUGGUACUUCUAGACAACUCACUGAAGUUGUAUGACACCGUUUAGGUAUAUAAUACUUGAAGUUGAUGGUAUAUUUUGAUAAUUUAAGACAUACAAGGCAGACAGUAGUAUAAAAAAGAAUGCAAAUUAACAUAAAGAGUGAAUGAAAGAAAAUAUUUAAGUCUUAUAUGACAGGGUUAAGUUCAAUUAAUUUUUGAUUAAAUUGCAGAUUUGAUUUUGUACAAGAGUUUGGCUGGGGUUUUUUUAUUAACAAAAUGCAAUACAGAUUUGUUAGAUCUUUUGUCUGUCAGUUAAAUAAAAGAUGGAUGGUUUGUCAAGAGUUCAUUUGUGGCAGCUUGUUACGUAAAUUCUGAAAUAAUGGAGUAACAAUUACAAUAAAUUAACUGCUUGAAAUCAUUUAUUUUGUAUUGAUAAGCAUUUGAAAUUGUUAAUGUACUAUGUUACAAUAGUAACUGAAUUUUUAAAAGACAAAAUUUGUAAAGAAAAAAUAGAAAGGAAGGUGCAUAAAAUUAUUAUUUUUGCAUUGAUGAGCAGUGAAAUUCGAAAUGUACAAUGUUUAAUAGGUAAAAGAUGAAAAAGAAAUUAUUUUCACCACGCUUUUAAAAUUCCCUUACGUUAUAUGAUACAUAGAUAAGAAAUGCUUUUUUGACAAAAAUUAUUGAAACAAACCGAAGCUUGCAGUUCAGCUGCCUCAGUAUGUAAACAUUGUGGUGUUAUUUGUGUAGGAUGAGUUUUAUUAAAAAAAAAUCAUACUUAACCAAUAUCCAGCUGAAGCUAAAAUUGAUGAGCAUUAUGCCACCAUUCUACGAGCUAGGGCAAUCUGCAUAUCCAUGCAGUCUAACCAGGCCCUAUACUGUUGGCUUUCAAACUAUACAAAAAUUCAGCAUGUUACGGAUUAUUUAAGAAUUGGAUUAUUUUAGAAUUCGGCAAAUUUUUAUAGGUAAAUGUAACGUGUUUUCUUUUAUUCUUUUGUUGGUCAGACUAUAAUGAAUAUUUUGGGUAAUGCAAGGUUCAUGGUUUCUUGUAUAUAUAACAUUUUGUACAGAUUUCAUACGCACACUGGUAAUACAUGUUGUACACAGUGAACGUGAUGGUUUUUUUGUUUGUUUUACUUUGAAUAAUGUUAUUAGACCAAGUGUAGAAAUAUGCUGUACAGGAAAGAGUAAGAAAAAAAGCACAUGUAUAAUUCAUGAAAUAUUGUUAUUUAUCUAUUUCUUAGAAAAUUACUAUUCAUCUUUUAUGUUUUUACAAGUUACAUAUAUUUCUAUUUUUUCGUGUGUUGACUGUAGUGUGUGGUCUUAAGUGUAUGUCUGUUAAUGGGUGUCAUUUUAAUUUGUAUCAACUGUAUAUGCCAGAAAUGAUGAAAAACAUUAUGAAUCAAAUACUGUAUUUAUGCUCCUUAAAAUGUAUUUUGAUCAUGAUUAAUUUAGAGUUAAGUAUUUUACCCUCCUUAUGCUAGAUUUUGAAUAAAUAUUCAUUGUAUUAAUACUGUAAAUUUAGAGUUACAUACCUUUUUCAUAUGCUGAAUUGAUAGUAAAAUACUGUAUUUAUGCUAUGAAUUUAGAGUAAAAUACUGUACUUAUAUUUUGAAUUUAGAGUAAAAUACUGUACUUAUACUGUGAAUUUAGAGUAAAAUACUUUACUUAUACUGUGAAUUUAGAGAAAAAUAUUGUAUUUAUACUAUAAAUUUAGAGUAAAAUAUUGUAUUUUAAGUCUGAAUUUGAAUUAAGAGCAAAUUUCUGUGUUUAUACUGUAAAUUUAGAAUAAACUCUAAGCAGUGAAUUUAGACUAAAAAAUUAUUUAUAUGAUAAUUCCAAGAAGUAUACUGUUCAUUAUACACUAAUUUCACUAAAAGUUGCAAACGUUUGCAUUCAAAGAGAAUGAAAUAAGUAUAAAUUUGUAUAGUAAAAGAUUUUGGUUUCUUUUUAAUGAUCUAAUACAUGUAUAAUACAAUUGAAGUACUUCAUUUCCUUUCUUUGGCUUUGUCCAGUUUCACUUCAGAGGGUAGAUGUAUUGCUAUAUCUCAAUUUUUUCAAAUUAUUUUGCUCUCUUUG